Sitophilus oryzae (rice weevil) is the source of this 1781-nucleotide messenger RNA. RefSeq names its product m7GpppN-mRNA hydrolase (gene DCP2). The transcript is spliced from 3 exons. Lineage: Eukaryota; Metazoa; Arthropoda; Insecta; Coleoptera; Curculionidae. The record is from RefSeq and is a predicted model, not a curated record. Gene Ontology annotation, cellular component: cytoplasm; P-body. Bases 209 to 1183 code for a protein of 324 amino acids. Gene Ontology annotation, molecular function: RNA binding; 5'-(N(7)-methylguanosine 5'-triphospho)-[mRNA] hydrolase activity; manganese ion binding. Gene Ontology annotation, biological process: deadenylation-dependent decapping of nuclear-transcribed mRNA; nuclear-transcribed mRNA catabolic process, nonsense-mediated decay.
UAAACUUGACAACAGUGUCAAUAAAAAAAGGUAUAUGAAGAAGAAAUAUUCCAAAAUGGCGAUUAUUUUCAAACAUGAACUGGAGUGAAUUAAAGUUUUUCAAAUAUCCGUUGUUUCAGAAAGGUCUGAAAAUACUCUAUUUUAUGCGUACAAUCUAAUCAGCAGAAGGAAACGAUUCAGAGGCAUAGGAAGAUAUCUAAGAGCAACUAUGGCAGAAGAAUUGGAGUUAAAAACUGUGGAACAUUCCAUUCCUAUCGAUAUACUCAACGAUCUUUUAACGAGAUUCAUUAUUUUCGUUCCACAAUCAGCCAAAGAAAAUCUGAUUCGUAUAUGUUUCCAAAUCGAACUGGCCCACUGGUUCUAUUUGGACUUCUACGUUGGAAACGACCCGCGUCUCAAAACCUGCAGUAUAUAUGAAUUCGCUGCCCAUGUUUUCCAACAUGUCCCAUUCUUGAAAAGCGAAAGCCAUAAACUGAACCAAAUACUAGCUGAAUGGAAGGAAUACAAACAAAGUGUCCCCACGUACGGUGCUAUAAUACUUUCUGAAGGCCUAUCCCAUGUUCUGCUUGUCCAGAGUUAUUGGGCAAAAUCUUCGUGGGGUUUUCCCAAAGGUAAAGUAAAUGAAGAUGAAGAUCCGGCACAUUGUGCUAUAAGGGAAGUACAGGAAGAAACCGGCUUUGAUAUUAGCCCAUACCUCAAACCAAACGAAUAUCUUGAAUCUGUAAUUCAGGACCAGUUAGUGAGGUUAUACAUAAUUAAAAAUAUUCCAAAACAUACAGAAUUCAAACCGAGAACAAGAUGCGAGAUUAAAGCUUGCAGUUGGUUUGCUGUGGCUGAUCUACCGAAUAACAAAAAAGAUGCCACACCUAAAACAAAGAUCGGAGUCAGCCCUAAUGCAUUCUUUAUGGUGCUCCCGUUCAUUAAACGGUUGAAAGCGAUUUGUAAUAACAGCACAGCAGGGCGGAAAGGACGAAAUAAAUCGGCCAGUCUCAGUGAAGUGGAUAAUACCAGUUCUAAAGUUAAGGUAAAGUCUAAAACUGAGACAAAAAAGCCAGAUAGUAAUCGUAAACACAGUAAGAGACAGUUGUUUUCUGAUGACGAACACAUCCCUGUCGAGUUUUCAGCUCCUUCCUGGCUUAAUUUCAAGUUUAACAAGUUGGCCAUAAUGGAAUGCAUGCCAUAAAAAAUGCAAGGUAUGGCUGCAAUGGGGACUUCUUUAUAGAGUGGUCAAAAAUGUUAUAAAGUGAUUGAAACACAGAAAGUGCUCUGGUAUAUUUCUUUAAAAGGAGCAACUUUCUCUGUUAGGCCCCAAAUAUUUCACGUUUUAUCUUGUCUCGACAUCUCAAAAAGCUUUAACUGAGUAUUCUAAUUUUUUUUCUUAAAUUCUACAUUAAGAUGCAUGUAAUUUUUACAGUUUUUUUUCUUUUGGUUGCUUAAUAGGGUUUUAUAUACUAUAUGAUUGAAAAAAAAAACGGCGUGAGCGAUGGCAAUGAAAUGAAGAUCGCUGUCAUUUUAUAUGUAAAAUUAUAUGGGGAACGUCAUCGAUCGCCAUUUCCACGCCAAGUGGACGUCGUUUUUUUUACGAUCAUAAGGUAAAUCAAAGAAUGGUGAUAAUAGUUUUUAAAUAAAAAUGCAAUAAUUCUCCUAGUUGAUUUAUUGGUUUUACAAAACUGUUGCAUUUUUUUUAAGAUAUUACAGAAAGUCUGACGUUUUUUUUUGGUAUAAUUAUAUUCUGGAUGACAAACUGUGUUUUUUUUUCUAAUAAACAAAUCUUUUCAAAA